AUGAAGUCAGACCUCUGGUAUUUCUUUCUCUUCUGCUUCCAAAUUGAAGUUGUGACUGGACAAAUCAAUGAAUCUGCCAAUUAUGAGAUGUUUACUUUUCACAACGGAGGUGUACAAGUUUUAUGCAAAUAUCCCGAGACUGUCCAACAAUUUCAAAUGCAGUUACUAAAAGGGAGCCAAAUACUCUGUAAUCUCACUAAGACAAAGGGAAGUGGAAAAACCGUGUCUACUGAAAAUCUGAGUUUUUGUCAACCUCAAGUGUCCAACAAUGGCGUCUCUUUCUUUCUACAUAACUUGGACCGUUCUCAUGCCAGCUAUUACUUCUGCAAACUGUCGAUCUUUGAUCCUCCUCCUUUUAAAAGCAUUCUUAAAAGAGAAUAUUUGCAUAUUUAUGAACCACAACUCCCACAAGUUUGUUGCCUACUGAAGUUCUGGUUGUCAAUAGGAUGUGCAGCUCUUGUUAUAGUCUGUGUUUUUGGAUGCUUAUUUACUUUUUGGCUUACAAAAAAGAAGUAUCAAUCCAGCGUUCAUGACCCUAACAGUGAAUACAUGUUCAUGGCUGCAGUGAGCACAGCCAAAAAACCCAUACUUACAGGUACAGGUCCGUUCAGGGGUUUGGGUAGGGAAGAGCAUUCUUUUGAUUAA
Otolemur garnettii (small-eared galago) is the source of this 645-nucleotide messenger RNA. RefSeq names its product inducible T cell costimulator (gene ICOS). The transcript is spliced from 4 exons. Gene Ontology annotation, biological process: T cell costimulation; cell-cell adhesion; T cell tolerance induction. The record is from RefSeq and is a predicted model, not a curated record. Lineage: Eukaryota; Metazoa; Chordata; Mammalia; Primates; Galagidae. Bases 1 to 645 code for a protein of 214 amino acids.